UCCAAUAUCACAUCCAACCAACCAUCACACACAUCGGCGAACACUGCUGGUAUUCACACGACCCACAGGGACUAGCUCAUCGGUUCGAGCCUGGAGUUAUCCCGCCACAUCGCUGUUCCUCCCGCCAUGGCCUCGCCUCCGCUCCACGUGGACGACCUGUCCUUCUCAGACCUUGACCUCAUCACAACACCCCCAGCCGGCGCAGCCUCUUCUUCCAACAAACACACCAAAACCUCAACGCGUCCCUCUUUCAAGCCCGCCGCUGCCGCACCACGCUCCUCAACAGCAGGCGCGGCCAACUUGAGACUACUACAAGGCGUGCCCAAGCCUCCUCCAAUGGCGGCGGCCAAUCGCGCCGCAGGGGGAGGCAACAAGAGGAGGACCAGCUUAUUUGUCCCUUCGGCCCUGCCCAAGGCGAACAGCACCACCGCUGACGAGGCAGACGAGAGUGCAGCGGUGGAGCAAGGCGAGGGAGAGGGGGAUGACUCGCUGCUAGAGGCCAUGAAGAGCUCCAAGCCUCGUGAGCCUGCCCUCCCCACCCUUCCUGCCUCCUUCCAUCAGCAGCGCCCGACUAGGAGUGCGAAUGCUGCCGCAGAUGAAGAAGCCGAGUCUGCUGGUGGAGAAGGUGAAAGUGAGACAAAGGAGCAGGUGCAGAGGCAGUUGGAGGAUCUCAGCAAGAUGAACAGCAGCUUCGAGGCAUACGAGAGGAUGCUGCAGGGGACCGUUGGACAGAUUGACCUCUUCGGAAACCGUCUCGAAGCAACGUCCUCGCUCCUCUCUUCGUACAUCGAUCUCCUGCGGCGCUCCGCAAGCCACCAAAGCUUGCUCCUCAACCCCUCCUGGCAGGGGCAGACCGAGGACAAGAUCCAGCACGCAGAAGCGAUGCGCGAUCUGGAAGAGCAAAUGGAGAAGCGAAGGCGCCAGAGGGAGGAAGAAGAGGAGAGGGAAGAGCAAGAACGCCUGCGUAGGGAGCAGGCCAUCGAGGAGGAAGAGUACAGAAGGUCCAUGAUGGCUACUUCUACUGCGAGGGGAGGUCGAGGUAGGGGGACCGGGGUGAGAGGAAGGCCGACGACGACUGGAGCUGGCACGGCAGGACGCGGAGGAGCAUCCACAACAGCAACACGCGGGAGGGGCGCUCCCCCUCCCGCUCGAGGUGGACUCGCAGGUCGUCCCAGCGGUAUCCCAGCUCCCACCACAGCCCGCAGCGCAUCCGCCGGUGUGAGAGGUUCAACUCGCGGAAGGGGUACCAGUGCAAAGUGAAAUGGUAUGCAGAACUCGCGAUGUCUAUUUGUACAGUACUCUAGUCUCCCACUCUUGUAACACCUCCCUCGUAGACCCUGUCAACCCUCCAUUGUCACGCCCAACCGAGCGCAAAGACUGUCAUCCAACGAUUACGAAUCAGGACACCGCCAUUCUCCUUUUUCUCCUCUUCUCUCUCC
Microstroma glucosiphilum is the source of this 1439-nucleotide messenger RNA. RefSeq lists its product as hypothetical. Lineage: Eukaryota; Fungi; Basidiomycota; Exobasidiomycetes; Microstromatales; Microstromataceae. Gene Ontology annotation, cellular component: mitotic spindle; DASH complex. The coding region runs from base 127 to 1260 and encodes 377 amino acids. The record is from RefSeq and is a predicted model, not a curated record. The transcript has 2 exons. Gene Ontology annotation, biological process: mitotic cell cycle.